Messenger RNA from Thecamonas trahens ATCC 50062, 1022 nucleotides. Its product is annotated as methionine adenosyltransferase 2 subunit beta. Lineage: Eukaryota; Apusomonadida; Apusomonadidae. Gene Ontology annotation, biological process: S-adenosylmethionine biosynthetic process. The record is from RefSeq and is a predicted model, not a curated record. The transcript has a single exon. Gene Ontology annotation, molecular function: methionine adenosyltransferase regulator activity. Bases 24 to 1022 code for a protein of 332 amino acids. Gene Ontology annotation, cellular component: methionine adenosyltransferase complex.
CCCCGACCCCACGCCGCCUCGACAUGGAUUCUCCUGGCAAGACCGUGCUUGUCACCGGCGCCACUGGUCUUCUAGGUCGGGCCGUCGUCGCCGCUCUCGCCUCCUCCCCCCACGCUGUGGCGGCCACCGGCUGGUCGCGCGUGCCCGCGCCGGGCGACUCGCCCUUCCCCUCGGUCACCUGGCACAAGGCCGAUCUGACCGAUCCGGAUGCUCGCACCGCACUUUUGGCCGACGUCGCCCCGCACGCCAUCCUGCAUCUUGCUGCAGAGCGUCGUCCAGAUGCAUGCAAGGACCCGGACCGCCUCGCCGCCUUCAAUGUCGAGCUCCCGCGGGCUCUGGCCGAGCAUGCUGCCGCCUCGGGUGCCUGGCUGCUGUACAUCUCCACCGACUACGUCUUUCCGGGCUCGAAUCCGCCGUACGCCGAAGAUGCUACGCCGGCCCCGCUCAACGACUACGGCGUUUCCAAGGCAGCCGGUGAGGAUGCGGUCCGCCUCGCCGCUCCCGAGUGCGCCACCAUUCUCCGCGUCCCCAUCCUCUACGGCUCGAUCGAGUCGCUCGGAGAGUCGGCUCUCACCGCCAUCGCUGAGCCGCUCCGCGACCUUGAGCAUGACACCAGACCGCUGCUCAUCGACAAUUGGGCCGCCCGCUUCCCCACCCAUGUCGACGACGUCGCUCGCGUCAUCGCCGCCCUCCUCGCUCUGCCCGUCGCCGACCUCGCUGGCACCCUCCACUUUUCCGGCUCCGAGCAGACGACCAAGUACAAGGUCGCACUCCUCAUGCUGGACAUCUUGGGCCUCGCCGAGAGCCACAUCGCGCUCAUCGCUCCCAACCCGAACCCGCCUCCUGGCGCUCCUCGGCCGCAGAACGCACAGCUCUCCUGCGCCCGCCUUCUCGCGCUACUCAACGCCGCCGACCUAGCUGACCUUUCCACCCCGCUCAUUGAUGGCCUCACAGCCGCGCUACAGCCCUUUGCAUCCGAUUUCCGCCGCCCCGCCACCACCGCCACCGCCGAUCUGUCCUGA